AUGGCUCUAGAAAUACAUCAACAAGAACAAAUCCAAGUGAGUAUGAUAGGCGACACAGCAGUCGUGGCAGUGGCACAGCGAAGCACCAUCGAAAUGGGUAUGCCUCGAAGGGCCUCGAAAUUGGCAUUUAUUCGAAAUACGUAUCCAGCUCAUUACAACCAUGUUGUACGUAAUAUGAAUUCGCUCAAUCAUCAGACAAAUACAAAGGCGAAGCAUUCGAUGCGCGGCGGACAUUUUCUGCUCUAUCGUUAUAUCAUAUUGCUUGCCAUUAUAUUAUGUUUAGUCUUCGGUGUUAUCAGCAUUUAUGUCAAAGGAUGUGCAUCAGUCCCGUUCAUUCUUACAGUGGUUUACAUCGCCAUUAGUAUCUAUAAUAUUGUUAUUUAUAUAAAAAAUCGACCACUUCUCAAUCCUCUUUUGGCGAUACCAGUACCAAGCGACAUUCUACCUGAAUUCAUGAAUGAGUUUUAUACUGUGCCUAUUAAUGCUACUGUUCUCACUGGAGCAAUUGCGGCUUUCGUAAAUCCAGCUGUGAUCGCAGCAGCCGUUAGGAAAGAUAAUGUUCAACUGUGUGAAAUACAAAUCAUGUUAUACGAUGAUCUUUACCUACGUCAUUGUCGAUUUCCGUGGGAAAUUAUCGUUCAUUUGCUCAUAUUCAUUGUCUUAUUCUUCUUGGCAAUUGGUUUUGUCAGUGCUAAAGCGUCGUCUUGA
This is a messenger RNA of Adineta ricciae, 708 nucleotides long. The record is from the annotation of a GenBank genome assembly. NCBI's taxonomy places the organism in Eukaryota, Metazoa, Rotifera, Eurotatoria, Adinetida, Adinetidae.